Molecule: messenger RNA, 1088 nt
Organism: Perkinsus marinus ATCC 50983
Lineage: Eukaryota; Perkinsozoa; Perkinsida; Perkinsidae
Product: DNA damage checkpoint protein Rad24, putative
Exons: 2
Coding region: 1-738 (245 amino acids)
Biological process (GO): signal transduction
Cellular component (GO): cytoplasm
Source: RefSeq, a predicted model, not a curated record
AUGGCGAACGAGUGUGAGAAGAAUGUUUACCUUUCCAAGCUGGCCGAGCAGGCUGAGCGUUAUGACGAGAUGGCCUCGUACAUGAAGGCCGUGGCUGAGGAGAAAGGGGAGCUUAGUGUUGAGGAACGCAACUUGUUGUCGGUUGCCUACAAGAAUGCUGUUGGCUCUCGACGUGCCUCCUGGAGGAUUGUCUCAUCUGUCGAGCAGAAGGAGACCUCUAAGGGUAACACGACCAAUGCUGAGAUCGCUAAGGGCUACAGAGAGAAGAUUGAGGCUGAGCUCCAGACAAUCUGCGAUGCAAUUCUUGAUCUUCUUGACAAGUCUCUCAUUCCUCAUUCCCAGACCGGCGAGUCCAAGGUCUUCUACUACAAGAUGAAGGGUGAUUACUAUCGCUACAUCGCUGAAUUCAGCACUGGUGAGAAGAGAGAUAAGGCCGCCAAUAACGCCGACCAGGCCUACAAGGAUGCGACCAACAUCGCUCAGUCUGAGUUGCAAGUUACCCACCCUAUCCGUCUGGGCCUUGCUCUCAACUACUCUGUAUUUUACUAUGAGGUCUUAAACCAGCCCGAAGAGGCUUGCAAGAUGGCUCGCAAGGCAUUCGAGGACGCCAUCGCUGAGCUCGAUAAUGUUAGCGAGGAUAGCUACAAGGAUUCUACCCUCAUCAUGCAGCUGCUCAGAGACAAUCUGACUCUUUGGACAUCCGAUCAAGAUGGUGCUGCUGAGGGUGGUGCCCAGUAAUUCCUCUUAUAGAGGCGCUCUCUCUUUACUGGUGGGAGGGUUGUGAAUCUCGCAUGUUCCUCGUGAUCAGGCGAGUUCUAGUGUACACUUCAAGCUCCUUUUUCUAUCACCACCUUGGAUGGGUGUUUCUAGCACUACCAUUACUACAGUUGAUAAUUGAUGAAUGAGCUAGAGUGGUGCUAUCAUAUACAGAUUAUCCGGUACUCAUAAUCGCAAUACAACUUUCUGUGUCGCUGCUCUCAUUCGCCAGGUGAGUGUAAUCCUCGUUGUGUAUGGGGUAUUCGCUCUUGAAUGAUAGUAGUAGCUGCUGUACCGAUUACAUCAUAUGAGAAAUGCUUUAACAAAGCAGA